Molecule: messenger RNA, 2637 nt
Organism: Lampris incognitus (smalleye Pacific opah)
Lineage: Eukaryota; Metazoa; Chordata; Actinopteri; Lampriformes; Lampridae
Gene: ccdc9
Product: coiled-coil domain containing 9
Exons: 14
Coding region: 166-2196 (676 amino acids)
Source: RefSeq, a predicted model, not a curated record
GAAGAACCGCCAACAGGAAGUCGAACGAGGUCCCGCAGUACUCUGUAAACUACCGAGUUGAUACGUCGCUCUUUACCCUAAUUACAGCUCUCCCCCCCCCGACCAAGAAAUAAGAAGCACGGCUUAUUUCUACCACCUGUGCGUGAAGACUGGCGAGAAGCAGCCAUGUCUUCAGCAGUGGAUCUUAAGACCAAGGAGGAGAAGGAUGCAGAGCUGGACAGACGCAUCGAAGCCCUGAGGAAGAAGAAUGAGGCUCUGGUCAAGAGAUACCAGGAAAUAGAAGAAGACAAGAAGAAGGCGGAGCAGGAAGGCAUCGCCGUGACAACACCUAGAAAGCCCCGCCCCCAUGAGCCAGAGACGGACAGAAGGAAGACGGAGAAGGAGAACUUUACAGUCACAGUGGGCCCGUCUAAGCCAACUGGGGAAAAGAGAGUGGCGAAUGACUGGAAGCCCGGGACGCCCCGCGGCCGGAGAACUUCAGAGGACAGCGACGGUGGUCCGAGAGCUCAGAGCGAGGCCCAUAGCCCGUCCAGGAGGACAGGGUCAGGGCGCCUCAGCCGGGGAGGUCAGAGAGAGAGGGGUGGAGGGGGCCGCCAGGAGAGGAGAGACAGGGAGCCUCGCCCUGAAAGAACUCCCAGAGAUGGUGAGACCGGCGAAGGAGGAGGGCAGGGGCGUAGAGGAGGGAGGAGAGGAAGAGGAGGAGGAGGAGGCGGCAGCGGAGGAGGAGGACCAGGACCACAAGCUGGUAUUGACAGGAAAUCAAAGGAGUGGGAGGAGAAGAGAAGGCAGAACAUUGAGAAAAUGAAUGAGGAGAUGGAGAGAAUAGCCGAGUAUGAGCGAGGACAACGGGCGGAUGGAGACAAGCCUGUCCGUAACUUCCUGGAUGACCCGCGGCGCUCGGGCCCGGCACUGGACAUGGACCGCAAGGAGGGCAGCCGGAGACACGUGAGGAACUGGGGCGGACUGGACUUUGACAACGUGAAGACAGGAACCGAGCUGGAGAAAGAGUGGACUAGCCGGCGGCCCGGUCCUAAGGGUUCCAUGGACAUGACCAUGUCCAUGACAGGCCGGGAACGGGCCGAGUACCUGCGCUGGAAGAAGGAGCGUGAGAAGAUCGACGAGGAGAGACUGGCACGCCAUCGCAAUGCCACAGGCCAGUGGAGACGAGAGUGGGACGCCCAGAAGACCGACAGCAUGUUCAAGGAGGACCCAUCUGUGUCUGCGGAGGGAAUGGCCCCAGAGCCUGGCGGCAGAAGAGAUGACAGUAAACGACCACCGAAGGCCCCGACAUUUGGAGACUUCCUGUCCCAGGGCAGGAGCCAGGGAAGCCGAGGGGAAUGGAGCCGAGGGAAGGGCCAGAGGCCGAGCUACAGCAUGCAUGACAACCGCUGGGAUGGAGAGAAAGAUGAUGAAGAGAAAGAGAAGGAGGACAAGAUGAAGAAAGUAGAGAAGACAAAGAAGGAGGAGGAGGAGGAGAAGCAGCAGCCUAAGGCUUUGCUGCCACAGAAGGUGCAGCAGAAGAACGAAGGAAGGGAGGAGGACGAGGAUGAGUGGGAGGACGCCAGCGACGGAGACGAUGUAGACUCGGACGGAGAGGUUGAGGAAGGGAGCGACGGCCCCGAGGAAGAACAUAAUUCCGUGGUUGAUGAGAAGAAAGACCCGGAGAAAAGCAAGCCGGCCUCCCCCGCUUCCCCUGCUGCUCCUCGUGUCCCCGCCACAUCCAGCCCAUCAGCUGGGAGCCCCAAAGAGCGACGCACUCCCAGACCCAAAGUCCACAUCCCCUCUCCUACAGCUGCCCAGGAGUCGCCGGAGAGAGCCAAGCCACUCAGCCCCUUCUCCCUGCUGGAUGGCCACCAGCCAGUGUCGGACUGGGGCGAGGAGAUGGAGAUGCUGUCACCCAGAAGCAGCAUGGGCGGGGAGAGCCCACAGAAACCCUCCAGCACCGAGGGCGGUACCCCAAAUCAGGGCCAAGGAGAGAACCCGGCUCCCAGCCCCAGAGGACCUGACAGCCCUGAUGCCAAGAAGGACACAGAGACAGACCAACCAGUAGCCUCUCCCUCCCCCUCUGUCCUGGAGGUUGACAACACCUCCUCUGAGCCGACUGCUCCCUGCGCUGACCCGACGGUGAACCCAGCAGAGCCAACAGAUGAGCUGUCCUCAGAUGUUGGAGAGCAGCAGGGAUCAAUGGAGGGGUGAGAGGAGGAGAAAAGAGGACGAGGAAGAUGAAGAUGAAGGAACCACCACGCCAACCAGCGCCUGAGGGAGCGUCGCCCAUUUAAACAAAGCAACACAAAAAGAAAUAAAAAAGCCGAGUGAACGUGUGAAAGAGUCGCAGCAGGAGACGCUGACCUCUGUCUGUCUGCCUGUCUGCCUGUCUGCCUGUCUGCCUGUCUGUCUGUCUGCCUGUCUGUCUGCUUCUCUUCUGUUCUCUGGGUUCUGAGCCUCUGGAGAGCUGGCUUGCUGUGCCUCACCCAGUCUGGUGCCGCUUAUGAAAACCAAACAUGCAUCCAUCUUAACCACAUCAGUUAUGUUUUGCAUUUAUCCACAAACAAGAGUAAUGAUGAUUAUUAUUAUCAUUAUUAUUAUUAUUAUAAGCUAGGGAAACAAGGUGAAGGACUGGCUGGAGAAACAGAAAUG